Molecule: messenger RNA, 1578 nt
Organism: Fusarium falciforme
Lineage: Eukaryota; Fungi; Ascomycota; Sordariomycetes; Hypocreales; Nectriaceae
Exons: 4
Coding region: 1-1578 (525 amino acids)
Source: RefSeq, a predicted model, not a curated record
AUGCGUGGCUCCAGCCUACUAGCAGUAGGCCUCGGCCUGCUCAGCCCUGCCGCCUCGCUCCUCGUCGCCUCCGACUCGCCUUGUGGGACGCUGUGCGGCAACGUGCUCUCCUCCACCACCAACAACGAUAUUGUCUGCCAUGAGGACGACUACACUAGCGGAUCUGGCGUUGUGUUUCAGCAGUGCCUCGCCUGCGAGCAGACGAGCGACUACCGCACCUCUGAUAAUGAGACUGACCAACAGUACUACCUAUAUAAUCUCCGCUAUGCAGUCUCUUACUGUCUGUUUGGAAUCCCCGAUAAUAAGGAUGUCAUCAACACGCCCUGCAUGACCUCCAAGGCCUGUGGACCCUUCCAUGAUGCCAUUGUGUACAAGAACCUCUCUUCCAAGGUCGACAAAUAUGAAUAUUGUGAUAUUUGGCCUGUGGAUGAUACCCUCGACUUUAACGGAUGCACGGAAUGUCUGCAAGCUGGCGACAACCAUUUCCUUGCCAAUUUCAUUACCGUCCUCCAAGCCGGAUGCGAACAACAACCUUCACCCGGCACGCUAGUCUCUACCGAAGGCAGUAUCUUCUCAAAGGACAAUGUCAAUGUAACGGAACCGACACCCAUGCAAUCUGUGAACCCCGACUGGUUCAACGAAGGGCCUUUGACCCUUGAUGCCAAGGUCGGAAUCGCCUUUGCUGGAUUUGCCGUGCUUCUGGUCAUUCUCGGCUUCGCCAUUAUCUGGCGCGGCCGGAGACGGAGAAGGGCCUUCCUCAACACGCUCAAUAACAAGCCGCGCAAGUCUUGGCCGGGCGUUACCCCCAUGUUUGGCACCACUCGCGACACCCCCAUGAGCCAGAAGCCGUUGAGAGGCUGGGACGAGUCGCCGAUUAGCGUUCGAUCCGAGAAGCCGUUCCAGCAGCACGUGUCGCCUUUCGCCUCACAGUACAGCAGCCCUGUGAGCGCGACAGAGCUGAAGCUCGCUCACUGGCCCGUGAUGGCCCCCAACUCUUCGAUCCCAGACCUACCGCUGUCUGAGCAGCAGCAACAGCAACUGUACCAGCAACAAAUGUACCAACACCAACUGUACGAGCAGCAGCAAUUGUUUCAACACCAGCAGCUAUAUCAGCAACAACUAUACCAACAACAACAGAUGUACGAGCAGCAAAGGAUGUAUCAGCAGCAGAACCAAAGCAGCCCUCAUAUUGGGGUUGCUAUGGGUGGCGAUGAAGCCUCUGUCCACACCUCUGGCUCAAAGGGCAAGGGCAAGCAAGAGGAGGAGUACGAGAUGACCUCUGUGGAGAGUCCUCAAGGGGCCAUGGGAAUCUAUCAGCACGAGUACACUCACCCGGGAUAUACCCAAACUGGAUACCCUCAGCCUGGAUACCCCCAGUCUGGGUACCCUCAAACCGAGUAUCCCCAGCCCGGACAGCCUCAGGCUGAGUACCCACAGAACGGGGAGUCCAGCCGGGGACACCGUCGAGGGAAGGGGUCCUUUUCAGACAGACUCAGCAACGUGGAUGACCCUCACACAUAUGAUGAGGAUGAUCCGCGAAGUGGUCGCACACCGCACCAAGACGGUAGCGACAGGUAG